Messenger RNA from Penicillium salamii, 567 nucleotides. Lineage: Eukaryota; Fungi; Ascomycota; Eurotiomycetes; Eurotiales; Aspergillaceae. The record is from the annotation of a GenBank genome assembly.
AUGUCGUUUGAUUCAACCUCUCCGUUAAAUUCUGCAGAUCCCAAUGCCCGCUUCGUUAGCUCCUCGUGCUUCGAUUUCCUGCUCAUAGAGCUGGUACCCAUGGCUGAGCGCAUGGCCAAAGAACUCGCGACCGAGGGCAAGGACUUAGAGGAUGAGGAGGUCAGAGAAACGACAUUCUUUCGUCUAGAGAACCUAGGCUAUCGUGUGGGACAAGGUCUUGCGGAGCGUUUCGCUCGAGACCGACCUCGCUUUACCGAUAACCUCGACGUGAUUAAGUUCCUCUGCAAGGACCUAUGGACCGUUCUAUUCAAGAAACAGAUUGACAAUUUGAAAACGAACCAUCGGGGAGUCUACGUUUUGACAGAUAGCGCGUUCCGGCCAUUCGGGAGGAUGAGCAUGGCAGUGCGGAGUGAUGCGAUCUCCAUGGCACAGGCGUACCUUUGGUUCCCCUGCGGUAUCAUUCGGGGUGCGUUGGCAAACCUGGGCAUUCACACCACCGUCCAGGCCGAGACGUCAGAUCUCCCAGGUGCAACGUUUCAAAUCAAAACCCUCCAGCCUCGGCCUUGA